This is a messenger RNA of Hydra vulgaris (swiftwater hydra), 789 nucleotides long. RefSeq names its product Golgi SNAP receptor complex member 2. Gene Ontology annotation, biological process: vesicle-mediated transport; vesicle fusion. NCBI's taxonomy places the organism in Eukaryota, Metazoa, Cnidaria, Hydrozoa, Anthoathecata, Hydridae. Gene Ontology annotation, cellular component: SNARE complex; endoplasmic reticulum membrane; Golgi apparatus. The record is from RefSeq and is a predicted model, not a curated record. Gene Ontology annotation, molecular function: SNAP receptor activity; SNARE binding.
UUUAGAACAAAAUUUUUUGAUUAAAAUGAAGAUUGAAUGAUUUUAAAAUAAAUAUAACAGAAUUAUAAAUGGAUUUAUUACUACAACAAACAAACAGGUCUCUUUUGGAGCUUCAUCAUCAAAUGGACACUCUAGUUAAAUAUUCUGGAAGCGGAGUACAUGAUUUAGAGUCCAGUAUCGUAAAAGCAAUCAAUGAAUUGUAUGAAAAUUGUACCAGAUUAGAAGAUUAUUUAUUCAAAGAGCCUUCUCACAGAAAGCAAACAUCAAAAUUAAAAGUUGAUCAGAUUUUAUACGAUGUUCGGCAUAUUGAAGCCAGUUAUAAUUCAUAUAUUCGCAAACGCAAACAGAGGGAGGAGGAUGAAAAUAGAAGACAACAGUUGCUGAAUACCAAAUUCAAAACCAAUGCAGAAAGUAAUGAUACAAAAAUUGCUUUGGAUUAUGCUUUACAACAUCAUGAUGCUUUGCAAAGUGCGGAUAAAAAUAUUGGACAGAUGCUUUACACCGGUAGUGCUGCGCUAGAUCAAAUGAGAAACCAGCGAAUGUCAUUAAAGGGUGUCCGAAAGAGAAUUCUUGAUAUUGGUAAUACAUUAGGUUUGUCUAACACAGUUAUGCGGAUGAUCGAUAAACGUGGAACGCAGGAUAAAUGGAUUGUUUAUGGUUGCAUUGUAGUCACUUUGAUUAUAAUCUUUUUGACGUUAAAGUAUCUUGCAUAAAAAUCUGAAGCAUUUUUAUUUAAAUAUAUAAAGAAAUAUAUUGUACUUGUAGAUUUUAAGAAUAAAAAUCAAAAUA